AUGGCAUGUCCUAAACCAUUUAAAUCCAAACAAGCAACCAUAACCAUUUUAAAGAUCAAACUGGGCAAACUCACAUAUUUGCUCCCACUUGAAACGAUAACACUAGACAAUAUACGUAAUGGCCUAGCAUUGGGCAUAACUAACUCAGGCGGUAUACCUACACAAGAUGAAAACGAGGAUAUCAAACGUGAAAAUAGGGAACAAGAUCUAAUGGAUGAAGAUAAUAUACCAGUACCUAAAUCUGAAUUUGAAGUAGUUGAGGAUUUGAGGGAAGUUGAUGGUACUACACAACACGUUGAUCCUGAAGAACUAAGAAUAGCUUUUCCAAGAGAUAGAUCCUCUCCUUAUGCUAAUGAAUGGAUUGAGUUGACAGAGGAGAAUAUAGACGAGGUUGAGUUUAAAGAUUAUGAUAUCUUGGCAUUUACUACAUCUACUCGUGACGAUUUCGCCAUUGUCGAAGCAGCAUAUGAUGACUAA
Messenger RNA from Lodderomyces parapsilosis, 477 nucleotides. RefSeq lists its product as uncharacterized. Bases 1 to 477 code for a protein of 158 amino acids. The transcript has 2 exons. Lineage: Eukaryota; Fungi; Ascomycota; Pichiomycetes; Serinales; Debaryomycetaceae. The record is from RefSeq and is a predicted model, not a curated record.